Dacryopinax primogenitus is the source of this 198-nucleotide messenger RNA. RefSeq lists its product as uncharacterized. NCBI's taxonomy places the organism in Eukaryota, Fungi, Basidiomycota, Dacrymycetes, Dacrymycetales, Dacrymycetaceae. The record is from RefSeq and is a predicted model, not a curated record. The transcript has a single exon. The annotation marks the transcript as partial.
AAAUACCCUCUUGCAUGCUUAGAUUACUUGAUGAGUGUAUAUGGAGAAGGACUUGCUGUGGGUUACAAUAUUGGAUGCAAUCACAGCGGCACUGUGGCUCGGAGUCAACUCAGUGCAAAGGCAAAAUCACUGAAUCUACAAUUCUAUGUGGGCACCUUUCAUGGUUACGCCCUGUCAGGGCACCAGCUCAUUGCUUGG